AUGCAUCAGUACGAUAGAAUUGUCGAAGAUGAUUACCAUAAUGUAUCAACUUCUACAUAUAAAUCACAAAUCGGGCCACGAACAACAAAUGUUCAACGACCAAGAAACAUGGCUGCCAAUUCGGGCGUCAUGACACGAAUAUUUCAGUCGUAUUCUUCGCAUGGCAGCGGUGCUGGAGUAGGUGGUUUCGGUGGCGGACUGGCAGGCUUAGCUGGUAUUGGUGGUUCGUCCGGGAUACCGAUGAGACCGGGACGCGGCGGAUCGGCAUUGGUUGGCGUCAAUGAAACACGUGUACGCGAAAAGCGCGACUUAGAACAACUGAAUGAUAAAUUUGCUCAAUACUUGGAGAAAGUUCGAUUUUUGGAAGCACAAAAUCGGAAACUACAAUUGGAACUCGAAGCCAUCCAAAGUCGAGCUGGACAAGGCUCAUCAAAAAUCAAAGAAAUGUAUGAAAUUGAAAUGAAUCAAGCGAGAAAUCUCAUCGACGAUACAGGAAGGGAUCGUGCAGCAGCCGAAGUCAAAGCACAGAAAGCAGAACAAGAAGCUGGACGGUAUAGACAGCGAUAUGAUGAAGUUGUGAACUUACGAAACACCGAUCGAUCAAAUGUUGAUCGUCUCCAACAACAAAUCGCUGAGAACGAAGCACAAAUCAAUUUAUUUCGUCGUCGAUUAGGCGACUUGGAUGAUGAAGCUAGACGGUAUAAGGCUGAAGCACAGCGUCUAACGUCAGAAAUAGCUCGUCUACAAAACGAUAUUCAGAAUGAAACAUUUCUGAAAUCAACGUUGGAUACAGAAAAACUGGCACUUGAAGAUGAACUGACAAUGUUGAAACAAAUGCACGAAUCCGAUCUGAAUGAAUUACGCUCUAGGACCGUUGUCGAUGUUAGUCUCGAUCCAUCACACUUUUUCCGUAAUGAAUUAGCUCAAGCGAUUCGCGAUAUACGUAAUGAAUAUGAAGCAGCUAAUGAUCAACGACGAUCAGAACUACAUAAUCGUUACAUGGUGUCUUACAACGAGAUAGUCUCGCGCUAUACACCACGACAAGAACUCGACCCAAUCAGACAUGAACAUACACGAAUUCAAGAAGAAAAACUACGCACACAGUUGUUACAAACAAAAAAUGAAAUGGGCUACAUGAGAGCGAAAAAUGAAGAUUUGAAAAAUCGAAUAAAAGAAAUACAAUUGUACAUCGACCAAGAACGAGAUGGCGGUGGACGACAUCUUCAGAAAAAUGCGGCUGAUAUUGAAGAACUGAGACGUCGAUUAGAACAAUUGACGCGCGAAUAUGAAGAAGUGACAACAAUGAAAACGUCGUUAGAAAAAGAAAUCGGUACCUACCGACAGUUAUUAGAAGGCAAUGACGGUCUCCGUCCAAUUGUCGAUCAUGUUCUGGAAGAAGCGAGACGAAUGGAAACCGAAAGAAUGUCUAGAGCAAGUGAGAGUAGUGGAUAUCUAGGUUAUGGCGGUGGAGGUGGUGCGAGAGGUGGUAGUACAACGAUUCAACUCACACACAUGAGCACUAGUGGAUCUGGAGCGAGUUCGAGCUACGGAGGAUUGGGUGGUAUGCUAUCCGGAGGUGUUCGACCAUCUACGAACGCUUACAGCACGUUGAGCAGCGGUUUCGGAACGGGAAGAAGCGGUGAAGGUGCAGGUGCAACCGGAUCAGCAAGAUCCAGUUAUUCGACGACGUCGAGUGUUCGUCAAUAUUCAUCUGGUCAAGGUCAAUAUUGA
Molecule: messenger RNA, 1731 nt
Organism: Didymodactylos carnosus
Lineage: Eukaryota; Metazoa; Rotifera; Eurotatoria; Philodinida; Philodinidae
Source: the annotation of a GenBank genome assembly